GCAGGACAUAGAGGCUUGUGUCAGGACCACUGCUCAUGCGCGACUAGGUUUUGGGGACGCUGCAGGCUACUGGCACAACUGCGCAGCGCCGCAGCAUGGGCAAGAAAACAGCGCGCGGACGCGGCCACCAGGGCGGCCGCAAGCCACCGAAGGGCGCGCGCCGGUUCAAGGGCGGCCGCGUCGCGCCGCGCGCCGAGCAGCUGCACUUCCCCGACGACGUGCAGGCCGUCGUCUGCGAACUCCUGUGCGAUCUGCGCCUGCCGACGACGACGGACAUGCUGGCGCGACGGAAGCUGGAGAAGUAUAAGAAGGAGCCGCGCAAGGUCCUCAAAGCGCUCGAGGCGCGGCGCCGCGGCGCGUGUCAGGAGGCAUUCGGCGUCGCGCCGCCAACGCCGCCGCCGGUAAGGAAGGAGGGCCGCGUGCGGCUCAAUUUGGCGGCGGAGACCGUGAACUGCAAGAGCGGCAAGCGCUCGCGCGGCGCGGCGCGGUUGCUGGUCGUCGACCGCGCCGACGACGUGACAAAACUUUUGGCCAAGGCCAAGACGCUCCUGAAGACGAAGAGGGCGCCGCGCGUCGCGUACGUCGCGGACACGGGUCUGGAGCUGCGCGACACGCGCGGCGUCGAGGACGGGACCCUCGUCUGCGUCUCCGACGACGCGCCGGCCCCGGAGCCCCCGAAGGCUCCGGAGCAGGCCCUCGAGCUCGGCUCGCCGGCGGCCUGGGACGGCCUCGCGUUGACGGCGACGACGCCGCGCGAGGGGGCCGUCGCUCCGUCGCGCGAGGAGGCCGUCGCUCCGCCGCGCGAGGAGGCCGUCGCUCCGUUGCCGUCGCCGGCGGAAAACCGCGGCGCGGCGCCCGUGCGGAUCGACGCCGGCAGGAAGGCGGCCAUGGACGCGAUCCGCGAGCGCCUGCCGGCGCACGCGUUCCGCGCCCGGAUCCUCGACGCCGUCCGCGCGAACCGCGUCGUCGUCGUCGCCGGCGCGACGGGCUGCGGCAAGUCGACGCAGAUCCCGCAGUUUCUGCUGGAGGAUGCCGCGGCGCGCGUCGUCGUCACGCAGCCGCGGCGCGUCGCCGCCGUGUCGCUGGCGGAGCGCGUCCACGGCGAACGCGCCGAGCGGGUGGCGCUGGGCGAGGGCUCCGUGGGCUAUAGCGUUCGCUUGGACGUGCGGCGGUCCGCGGCGACGCGGCUGGAGUUCGUGACGGUGGGCGUGUUGUUGAGGCGGCUCCAGCGGCCCGACGGCCUGGCCGACGUGACGCACGUCGUCGUCGACGAGGCCCACGAGCGGGACGUGCUGACGGACUUUUUGCUGGUGGCCCUCAAGACGAAGACGCUGCCCACGACGAGCGUGAAGCUCCUGGUCAUGUCCGCGACGCUGGACGCGGGCCUCUUCGCGUCGUACUUCGGCGGCGCCGCGGCGGUGGAAAUCCCGGGCCGGCUGCACCCCGUCCAGCACCGCUUCGCCGACGCCUGCGCGCGGCGCGUCGCCGAGGCGGCGACGGGCUCGCGGCGCGCGCGGGACGCCUGGCGGCGCCUCGGCGCCGCGAGGCUCCCGGCCGCGGGCGACGACGGCCUCACGCCGCUCGUCGACGGGCCGCUGGACGUCGACGCCGUCGCGGCGCUCGUCGCGGCCAUCCACGAGACCGACGCCGACGCGUCGAACGCCAUUCUAUGUUUCGUGCCCGGCGCGGCCGAGGUCGACAAGCUGUGCCGGGCCGUGGCGCGCGACCUGCGGCGUGCGACGGUCGUGCCCUUGCACGGGUCUCUGCCGCCGCGGGACCAGCGGCGCGCGUUCCAGCGGCCGCCGAAGGACUCGCGGAAGGUCGUCGUCAGCACGAACGUCGCCGAGACGUCCAUCACCAUCGACGACGUCGUGCACGUCGUGGACACGGGCCGAGCGAGAGAAAUUCGGUACAACGCGGCGUCGGGCGUCGCGUCGCUGAGCGAGGUGCGCGUGGCCCGGGCGGCGACGACGCAGCGGGCGGGCCGGGCGGGGAGGGUGAAGCCGGGCACGUGCUGGCACGCGUACCCCGAGGCCGACCUGGGCGUGCUGCCGGCGCACGCAGCGCCGGAGAUGCUCCGGACGCCGCUGCAGGACCUCGUGCUGCAGGUCCUGAAGCUGGGGCUCGGCGGGCCGCGGCAAUUUCUUGGGGCGGCGCCCCAGCCCCCGCCGACGCGAGCGGUCGACGCGGCCCUCGACGACCUGCUGGCCAUCGGGUGCGUCGCGCGCGUAGGCGGCGAGGAGGUUGCCGACGACGACGACGAGUCGUCGAGCGACGACGACGAGAACCCGCACGGCGACGACGGCGAGCUCUUCUCGUUCAGCAGCGCCAUGCUCGCGGAGAGUAGCCACGACGAGGAAGACGACGAGGAGGACGCGCCGAUCGAGGACGACCGGUGGCUCCUCACGCCGCUGGGCGAGCACGUCGCGUCGCUGCCGGUGGACUGCCGCGUCGGCAAGCUGCUGAUCUACGGCUGCGUGUUCGGCUGCGCGGACGCCUGCCUGACGGCCGCGGCGGGCAUGUCGCUCGCGCGGGGCCUGUGGCGCGCGCCGCCGCAACUACGAAGGGAGGCGUCGCUCGCCAAGAAGCGGCUCGCCCAGGGCGACGGCUCGGACCUGCUGGCCGCGGUGCGCGCGCACGAGGCGGCGUCCGCGCUGGACGCCGAGGCGCGGCGGCGGUUUUGUCGAGACCACUUCGUGGACGAGCGGGCUCUCCAAGAGCUGGGCGGGCUGCGGCGCCAGUUCCGGUCUCAUCUCGUGGACGCGGGGCUCCUCGACGCGGACGCUCCGCGACGGCCGCUGGCGGACGCGCUCGCGCUCGUGAGGGGCUUGUUGGUGGCCGGCCUCAACCCCCACGUCGCGCGCAAGGACCGCGAGGCCCCGGACGCGUCGCUGCGGUGCAAGGGCAACCAGCGCUGGUGGGUCCACCCGCAGUCCGUCAACUUCGAACUCCUGGGCGGGCGGGGCGACGCGCGGAAGCCGCGGUACGUCGUCUACAACGCCCGGCUGAAGACGUCGAAGCCCUACCUCCUGGACACGUCGCUCGCGUCGCCGGCGGCGCUCUGCCUCUUCGGUGGGUCGUUGCGACGGACGCUCAAGGGGACGUACCUCGUCCUCGACGGCUGGCUGCCCUUCAAGGCGACGGACCACGCGCAGCUUGCUUUAUUGGCGCUGCGGCGCGAGGUCGACGCGCUCGUGCUCGCGACCGUGGCGGGGCACGCGUCGCGCGCGAGCCUCGCGCCGACGGCGAAGGCCGUCAGGGACGUGCUGGCGCUGCUGGCGUCCGCCGACAUGUGA
Messenger RNA from Pelagomonas calceolata, 3296 nucleotides. The record is from the annotation of a GenBank genome assembly. NCBI's taxonomy places the organism in Eukaryota, Pelagophyceae, Pelagomonadales, Pelagomonadaceae.